Molecule: messenger RNA, 5798 nt
Organism: Cylicocyclus nassatus
Lineage: Eukaryota; Metazoa; Nematoda; Chromadorea; Rhabditida; Strongylidae
Source: the annotation of a GenBank genome assembly
GAGAAGUACUUUGUGUCAAUCUAUCGCAGAAACCAGGCUUCAUAUCGCUUUCAAGUAGUAGAUUAAGAAGUGUUGCCAAACUUUCAAUCACCGCCUUUCCCUCCUUGAAUGCUUCAACUCCACCGAUCAUCACAAAACCAAAACAAGUUGAGAAUGCGGUUCAUACCGGUCAUUCUCUUUCUCGGCUUAACCAGAGGCGAAGAUGCUCGGAUUGACUGUCAUCCAGAGCCAGGGGCCUACAAAGAAGUGUGUGAAAGUAGAGAUUGCAUCUGGAAAGAGAGCUCAGCAGCGGAAGGAGUACCAUACUGUUUUAUGAAAAAUGGUAUCGGUUACAGAUAUUCGACACAAACAAAGGAGGUAAUAACACUCACCAAAAACAACGGGCCUAAGAAUCCAUGGGGAGAAGAUAUCAAGCAGAUUUACUUUGCCCACAACUACUUUGGAAAAACACUCAAUGUUAAACUUUAUGUUCCUGGAAGAUUCGAACCACCUGUUGAUCUACCACGUGAACCAUCCAAGUCAAAUGAUGAUCUACAGCUUGCCACAUACACCCACAAUGAUCCAUUUUACUUCACUGUUUCGCGAAAAUCCACUCAAACAACGCUGUUUGACAGUUCAGCAGGUGGACUGAUUUUCUCUGAUAAGUUUAUUCAAAUUGUGACUAAGCUGCCCUCAGAAGCAAUGUACGGAUGGGGAGAAAAUAUUCAUCCUUCACUAAAGCAUAAUUUCAAACGCUACACGACGUGGGCAAUGCUUGCAAGAGAUGAACCACCAAGUUCGAACCAUAUUGAAACGAAGAAUCUCUACGGAGUUCAUCCGUUUUACAUGGUUUUGGAACCAGAUGGCAAAGCCCAUGGAGUGUUGAUUUUGAAUAGCAAUGCACAGGAGGUCACAACUGCACCAGGACCCACUCUCAUCUACCGCACCAUUGGAGGCAAUCUCGACAUGUAUUUCUUCCCAGGUCCCACUCCACAAGAAGUCACCGAACAAUAUCUGGCACUAGUGGGAAGGCCUGUCUUGCCAGCUUAUUGGGGACUGGGCUACCAAAUAUCACGUUAUGGCUAUAAGGAUCUAGAAGAGCUGAAGUGGAUAAUUGAGAGAAAUGUUGCAGCAGGAGUCCCUCUGGAUACAGCAGUGGUGGACAUAGAUUACAUGGACAGAUACAAAGAUUUUACCACUGGCGAGAAGUGGCAAGGACUCCCUAAAUACACCGAAAGUCUGCACAAACGAGGAAUGAAGCUUAUUCCCAUCUUCGAUGUCGGAAUACAAGUCGAUGAUGAUGCCUUCAGAAGGGCAAAGGAAAAGGGUGCACGAUUUAUUGAAUGGGAGCGAUUCAAUCAAGUCCCCAAGGACAUUCAAAACCUCUACCCAAUGGCAAAAGAUACAAAAAUCAUGCUGAGCGUUGUAUGGCCAGAUGCGCACAUUGCAUUCCCUGACUUUUUCGAACCAACAAACAAUACCGUGAACUGGUGGAUUGACGAGUUUGUAGAUUACCAUAAAAAAUUGCCAUAUGACGGUAUCUGGAUUGAUAUGAAUGAACCAGCAGCAUUUGGCACUAACGACGAACACCCGUGGUAUUUUGAUAAUCCAGACCAUCCAAAUAUAGCUGCACUCAAAUGUCCAGUUGAUCCAUCAAGGCCGGAUUCGGAAUGGGAUAUGCCACCAUACCAAACACAUGCAGUAUGGCGAUAUGGCUGGGGCACCUAUCUAUCCUCCAAAACGAUGUGUAUGUGCGCAUUACAAGGUGAUGGAAAGUAUCGUCACUAUGAUGUGAAAAACAUCUACGGUUGGAGUGAGGCGAAAGCGACACUGAAAGCUCAGUACAAGGCUACAGGGAAGAGAGGAGUCGUGAUCUCAAGGUCUACGUUCCCUUCUAACGGACGAUAUGCAGGGCAUUGGUUGGGCGACAAUAGCGCCACAUGGGCAGAUCUUCAAUCAGCUGUGAUUGGUGCACAAGAAUUCAAUAUCUUUGGUAUCCCGUACGUCGGCUCUGAUAUGUGCGGAUUUGCUGGCGAAUCAAACGAAGAAUUGUGUCUGAGAUGGCAACAAAUGGGAGCAUUCCAUACAUUCAUGAGGAACCAUAACAGCCUCUAUUUGCCACCACAAGAUCCUGCACAAUGGAGAUCGGUCACUGAUGCUACCAUCAAAGCCAAUCUCUUCCGAUAUUCUUAUCUACCGUAUCUAUACAGCUUACAUUUCGAAGCUUCACUAUAUGGCCGGACAGUUAUUCGACCUCUGUUCUACGAAUAUCCAGAAGACAGCAGAACUCACGAUUUAGGCAGUGAAUUCCUUUGGGGUAGUUCUAUGCUCAUAGCCCCUGUCCUUUAUCAGGGUGCGAGGAGUGUAAAUGCUUAUCUACCCAAGAGCGACUGGUAUUCGCUAUUUGACCAUGAAUACGGUCAACUAUUUGAAAAAGGCGAUCACACCUUCCCCGCACCGUGGACUUCUCUAAUUCCAGUUCUGGUCAAAGCCGGCUCGAUAUUGCCUCGUCAAGCGCCAAAUGUCACAACGGAGUACACUCGUAAAAACGCUUUCGAGCUGUUAAUUGCCCCUAUCAAAAAUAAUGGAUAUGGCCAUGCCUCUGGUUUCCUCUACUGGGACGAUGGCGACAGCAUUGUCGAUUCAUUCGCAAAGCAUCCCUACUAUCAUUGGACGUUCAGCUACAGUAGCUCAGAUGUGGUUUCCAACCUAGUAAUAACAACUCAUCGUAAAGCAAGCAACUUGAAAAUUCCAACGCUUGAUAGACUGGAAAUCUUCAACUACAAUACCGAACCCGAUUUCAACAGUUUCACGCUGAAUGGAAAGAAGGUCAAUGUAGAUAAGGCUGCCUCACACUAUGACCAGAAUACAAAGAUCUUAUACAUCUCGACGAAGAAUCUCAUCGACAUAUCAAUCGGAUCAACAAAUACUUUAUCGUGGAAAAAUAAAAUUAUGAUGGGUUCGCAGGAGGAGGAAGUACGUUUUGACUGUCAUCCAGAGCCUGAUGCUAAUGAAUGGAAAUGUAAUCAAAGGAACUGUAUAUGGAAAUCGAGUUAUGCUUACGAAGGAGUUCCUUGGUGUUACAUGAAACCAGGAAUUGGUUACAAAAUCUCGUCAUCGACUGGGACGACGGCUGUGUUAGAGAAGAACAACGGACCAAAGAAUCCGUGGGGAGGUGACAUAAAGAAGCUCACACUGACUUCAAGCCACAUCGGAAAAACCCUAAAUGUCAAGAUCGGUGUGGAAGGACGAUAUGAGCCACCACUGGAUCUCCCUCGCAAUCCUUCGGAGGGAGGCGAUAAUUUGCAGCUGAACAUGCAUACUGUAGAUGGUUUGGGUGUGGACUACUUCUAUUUCACAGUGACUCGAGAAUCUAACAAGGAAGUCCUCUUUGAUACUUCCUUAGGUGGUUUAAUCUUCUCUGAUCAAUUCAUACAAAUCGCCACGAGACUACCAUCAAAGGCAAUGUACGGAUGGGGAGAAAAUAGUCAUCCAACAUUCAAGCAUCGAUUCGAUCGUUACACAACUUGGGCAAUGUUUGCGAGAGACGAACCGCCUUACUAUGAAGGAUUUACCACUAAAAAUCUUUAUGGCGUACAUCCAUUCUACAUGAUUCUGGAAAACGAUGGAAAAGCACAUGGUGUUUUCAUACUCAACAGCAAUGCACAGGAGAUCAUCACAGCACCUGGGCCUACUUUGAUUUACCGCACGAUCGGUGGUAAUUUGGACAUGUACUUCUUCCCAGGUCCUACCCCAGAGGAAGUAACACAACAAUACCUAGCCCUAAUAGGUACCCCAACCUUACCAGCCUACUGGGGCUUUGGCUUCCAGAUCUCUCGAUGGGGCUAUAAAGACUUCGCUGAUAUGAAGAACAUAGUUGAGAGUAACAUCAAAGCUGGGGUACCUUUUGAUACGGUUGUGGGAGACAUCGAUUACAUGGACAGAUACAAAGAUUUCUCGCUUGGGAAGGAUUGGAAAGAGUUUCCUGCGUACGUUGACCAACUGCACAAACGUGGAAUGCGCUUGGUGUUGAUGUUUGAUCCAGCAAUUCAGGCUGAUUACGAACCAUUCGAAAGAGCGAUGGCAGCAAAGGCAAAGUUCAUAGAGUGGGAACGUCCUGACCAAGUGAUGAGCUCGAUCAAUAACUUGUAUCCUAUGGCGAAAGGAACGAAAAUCAUGCUCGGUGUCGUGUGGCCAGAUAAGCACACUGCUUUCCCAGAUUUCCUUGAUCCAAGCGGUAACACUGCCAAAUGGUGGAUUGACGAACUGGUUAGAUUCAAGCAGAGGAUCUCAUAUGAUGGGAUCUGGAUCGAUAUGAACGAACCGGCAAACUUCGGAACCAAUCAGAAUUAUCCAUGGUACUUUGAUGAUGCCGAUCAUCCAAAUAUUGAAUCUCUAAAGUGUCCAACGAACGAAGGCACCCAAGAUGCACAUUGGGACAUGCCACCGUAUAAGACACGCAAUGUGUGGGUGUUCGGAUGGGACGCCCGUUUAUCGACAAAUACUAUGUGCAUGUCAGCCGUCCAGGCCAACGGAACUCUCCGUCACUACGACGUAAAGAAUCUUUAUGGCUGGAGUGAAUCGAAAAUAACACAGCUGGGACAAUACAAAGCUGUAGGAAAGAGAGGAAUUGUAAUUUCGAGAUCUACAUUCGCAUCAAGUGGACGUUAUUGCGGACACUGGCUUGGUGACAAUACGGCAACAUGGGACGAUCUUAGAGCGGCUGUCAUUGGUGCUCAGGAGUUCAAUCUAUUUGGUAUACCAUACAUCGGCUCUGAUAUUUGCGGCUUCAACCGAGAAAGUGAGGAAGAAUUAUGUCUGAGAUGGCAUCAGAUGGGAGCAUUCCACACAUUCAUGAGGAACCAUAAUUCCCAUUAUCUCCCACCGCAGGACCCGGCACAAUGGCAGUCUGUAGCAAAAGCAACCAGAAAAGCUACCUUAUUCCGUUACAGUUAUUUACCCUACUUAUUCAGUCUGUACUUUGAAGUUUCGAUGAAUGGUGGAACCGUCAUUCGACCGGUCUUCUAUGAAUUCCCAAAAGACAUUAGAACUCAUGUUUUAGAUUACCAAUUCCUCUGGGGCAGCUCUAUGCUUAUUGCGCCUGUUGUGUAUAAGGGUGCAAAGAGUGUGGAAGCAUAUCUGCCAGAAGAAGCUGAAUGGUAUUCCCUGUUUGACUAUAAAUAUGGACAACUCUUGGAAAGCGGUGACCACACGUUCCCUGCUCCUUGGGAAUCCCUGAUACCAGUAUUUGUCAGAGGUGGCUCAAUAUUGCCCCGCCAGCAACCAAAUAUCACUACAGAUUAUACGCGCAAGAACGCAUUUGAACUGUUGAUAGCUCCGUCGUCUAAAGAUGGUCACGCUUCUGGCUUCCUAUUCUGGGACGACGGCGAAAGCAUUGUUGAAUCAUUCAUGAAACAUCCAUACUAUCACUGGACAUUCACGUAUAGAGGUGCUGAAAGAUCGGGAAGCUUAUCUAUAACAAGGAAAAGAGAGGCAAGUGCUCUGAAAAUUCCUACACUCGAUACCGUGGAAAUACUCGGCUACAAGGGUCAUCCUGACUUCAAUAGCUUCGAAUUGAAUGGAAGAAAGAUUGACAUUGACAAGACAGUAUCCCGGUACGACGAAAGCACGAAGAUUCUCUAUAUCUCCAAGAAGAAUCUCGUUGAUAUGACACGCUCGGAAGCAAAACUGACUUGGAAGAAUAAGUUCUAAAUCGCGCAUUGAACUGCAUGCCAUGUUUUGAAUUUGCAUCUUUGCUGUGUUACAACAUCAGUCACAUCUUUGCUUCACGUAUAAAGGUUCUAUAUUUUCAAGUGAAC